Molecule: messenger RNA, 823 nt
Organism: Telopea speciosissima
Lineage: Eukaryota; Viridiplantae; Streptophyta; Magnoliopsida; Proteales; Proteaceae
Product: probable aquaporin TIP2-1
Exons: 3
Coding region: 10-759 (249 amino acids)
Biological process (GO): transmembrane transport; water transport
Cellular component (GO): plant-type vacuole membrane
Molecular function (GO): water channel activity
Source: RefSeq, a predicted model, not a curated record
ACUGCAAAAAUGGUGAAGUUGGCAUUUGGAAGCUUUGGGGAUUCCUUUACUGGUUCUUCCCUCAAGUCUUACUUAGCUGAGUUCAUAGCCACUCUUCUUUUUGUCUUCGCUGGUGUUGGCUCCGCCAUUGCUUACAGUGAUCUUACAUCAGAUGCAGCGUUGGCGCCAGCUGGGCUGGUAGCAAUAGCCUUAGCACAUGCAUUUGCAUUGUUUGUUGGUGUUUCCAUUGCAGCAAACAUCUCAGGUGGUCACUUGAACCCAGCUGUCACCUUCGGAUUGGCCGUCGGCGGUAACAUCACCAUCCUCACUGGUAUCUUCUACUGGGUUGCCCAAUUGCUCGGCUCCGUUGUCGCCUGCUUCCUCCUCAACUUCGUCACCAAUGGCAAGGCCGUCCCAACUCACGGUGUUGCUUCUGGCAUGUCUUCUAUCGGCGGUGUCGUGAUGGAGAUCGUCAUAACCUUCGCAUUGGUAUACACAGUCUAUGCCACCGCGGUUGACCCGAAGAAGGGAUCACUUGGGACAAUUGCUCCGAUCGCAAUCGGCUUCAUUGUGGGAGCAAACAUCUUGGCUGCUGGUCCCUUCAGUGGUGGCUCAAUGAACCCGGCUCGAUCAUUUGGACCGGCUAUUGUAAGUGGAAACUUUGCAGGUAAUUGGAUCUACUGGGUUGGUCCACUCAUUGGAGGUGGUUUGGCUGGAGUGAUUUAUGGUGACAUCUUCAUCGGAUCUUAUUCCCCUGUCUCCUCUCAAGACUAUGCUUAAUUAGGUCAGCCUUCUCAAGCUUUGUAAUUGUGAUAGAGGAUUUGAGGUUUUAAUUUCAUUGUGG